Pseudoliparis swirei is the source of this 301-nucleotide messenger RNA. RefSeq names its product ribosomal protein S29 (gene rps29). The record is from RefSeq and is a predicted model, not a curated record. Gene Ontology annotation, molecular function: structural constituent of ribosome; zinc ion binding. Gene Ontology annotation, biological process: translation. Bases 49 to 219 code for a protein of 56 amino acids. The transcript has 3 exons. Gene Ontology annotation, cellular component: ribosome; cytosolic small ribosomal subunit. Lineage: Eukaryota; Metazoa; Chordata; Actinopteri; Perciformes; Liparidae.
CGCGCAGUCCUCUUUCUUCCUUUCCGACACUCGAGCGAAAGAGACAAGAUGGGCCACCAGCAGCUCUACUGGAGUCACCCCCGAAAAUUCGGCCAGGGAUCCCGAUCCUGCCGGGUUUGCUCGAACAGACACGGUCUGAUCCGUAAAUACGGGCUCAACAUGUGCCGCCAGUGCUUCAGGCAGUACGCCCACGACAUCGGGUUCCUCAAGCUGGAUUAAAUGUCUUCCUCGGAUGGGUCCGGUGGGCCGUGAUGGGAUGAUUUAGCACUGCAAAUAAAUGUGUUUUUUUGUCCAAACUAAA